UUGUGGUAGCUAGCAAACAUGUUGGCGGAGAAAAAUGAAGCAAUGAAAAUGUCAAAAGAAGAAAAAGAAAAAGAUAUAUAAAUUAAUUCGAAAAAUCCAACGCAUUUUGAACGAAAAAACACAAAUGGUUAUAAAUUCAAGCGAACGCACGGACAAGCGGAUAGCAAACAUGUGUAUUAAACGAAAUAAAAUGAACGAAAUGAAGACAAAGCGUUGAAUUCCUAUAAAAAGCAUCUUUAGCUAGCGAACAAAGUUUAAUCAGUUAAAAAAGCUCGACAAGUUGACAACUGCCUGCCGCCUUACUCGAUUAGACGAUCGUGUGAUUGCGAAAAAGAAAAAAAUAAUAAAUAAUUAAUAAAACAUUCAUAAAAAACGGAUGAAAUAGAAACACGAAAAACGAUGAGCUCGCGAAAGUAAAUAUACGGUCAAUAACGGACACUCAAGUUGGCCUUAGAACGCGCGCGCAAAACGAAACGGUGUGUCAAUAAAGGAGUUGCCAGACACUUGCUUAUCACUGCUGCAUGCUAGUGUGAGCGUUUGUGUUUACUGUAGUGACUUAAUGAUUGCACAGUGUCAACAGAAGACCCACGCAACAAACUUGCAGUGCAAAAGAUAAAGUUUUGAAAAAAUUUUACGAGUGACAAAAAUUGCAACGAAACUAUUGGUGUGUGUGUGUGUGUGUGUGUUAUUUGCCAACUCUUACAACGACAUUUGAAAAGCGUUGAAAUUUCGCUGCAGCGCUCACAUACAAACAAGUAUUUGUCGUCGCAUAAACUGAGCUGCAAGCCGAGCUUAUUCCAAAAUGUGGCACUAUACCCCCGCAAUAUGCCUGUGCACCGCACUCGCCGUCAUGCAUGCCGCCCGUGCCGCACAGCGUCCCAAUUACGUGCCCCCGCAUUACUAUCACUACCCGACGCCGCGCUAUCCACUCACCAUACCCGCCAAUGUGGGCGCAGCAGCGCCGGAACACUAUCAAUUCCAACAACAGCACUCUCGGUAUGCGCAGCAACGUUAUGUGCAACCGCAACAACAACAAUACUACCGAAACGUACAACCAUCCACCAAAGUGGCGCAGCAGUUCUCCUCGUCUGCGCUGGAAAAUGUCGCCUUCACCUCAGCCCUGACCAGUCAGGGUUACACUUAUGGCGGCAAUGUUCUUGCGGCAGCUUCAGUGUCAGCGGCGCGCGCGCUACCCUCAGCGCUGUCGUUGCCACCAUCCAUUGCGCAGACCCUCGAGUCCAGCAAUGAUAUUGCGUCGGAAGGCGCCAUCGAUUCAUCGGAUGCUUCCGUAAAUCUGAAACUACCGCUACCCAUCAAUAUAGCGCCAAUCAAGGUGCAACCGUUGCCGUUGCAGGCGGGCACUUCCUUCAGCGAGCUGGCCAACGCGGUUACUUCGUACGGCACCGUUUAUCCGCAACGCAAGCGCCGAUGAAACACUUAGCCGUUUUAAUGCGCUGCCUUAUGUUGCGCUGGUGCAAAAGAGGCUGGUUAAUUCGGAGCUAAAUUCAUAAAACUAGCAACAACAACAGCAAUAGCAAAGCAAUUUAAAUUUUUAUAUAGUGAUUUAGCUGAAGACCUAGGCGCUGCUCAUCAUCAAUCACCAGUCAUAGUUUUAGUUCUACGACGCGGAGCGGUGCUCUGCUCUGCCAUUAAAUAUAAGUAACUGUUAAAUUUAUUUCUUUCACGAUUGCCAACAUACAUACAUACACACGUUCAAUAUAAAAGUGAGGAUGCAGCCAAAAUUGUACUCUUUUAGGCGUUUUACUCUGCGACACAUAAUUUUGUUUUUUUUUAAGGAACUGUGUAUUGUUCAUAAAAUGUUUAAUGUAAAUUUCUUUAUAGUUCCAAAUUUUUAUACAUUUUUUUUAAUAUAUUUUAUUAAUAGUUUUAUUUUGUUUUUAUUUUAUUUUUUUUUUUUGUAUAUUAUUUAAUCUUUUUUGUUUUAUUAUUAUACUCUCGCAACAUGUUGCUACAGAGUAUAUUAGUUUUUUUUUAAAUUACAUUUUUUUUAUUUUUGUUAAAAUAUUUUAUUUGUUGAAUUGUUUAUACUCUUUUACUCUUUUUUUCCUAUAAAACUAUGUUUAUUAUUUUCUACUUUUUAAUUAUUUAUUCUUCAAAAUAAUUUUGCACAAAUUUUUUUCUUUUUAAAUUUGGUUUGUACAUAUUUUUAAAUAACGUUUUUGUUCACUUUUAUUUUUUUGAAAAUAACUUUAGCUAAAUAUAACUGUUUUGUGUCACUCUCAUUUUGUGUGCUUGUAGCUUUACAAAUGGUUGAUUAAAAUACUUGCCAUACUAUUUACAUAUCGACAAAAAAAGAAAUAUACAAAAAUCUCAAACAAAAAAA
Bactrocera oleae (olive fruit fly) is the source of this 2344-nucleotide messenger RNA. RefSeq lists its product as uncharacterized. Lineage: Eukaryota; Metazoa; Arthropoda; Insecta; Diptera; Tephritidae. The record is from RefSeq and is a predicted model, not a curated record.